This is a messenger RNA of Amaranthus tricolor (Joseph's coat), 2663 nucleotides long. RefSeq names its product NAC domain-containing protein 7-like. The record is from RefSeq and is a predicted model, not a curated record. Gene Ontology annotation, biological process: regulation of DNA-templated transcription. The transcript is spliced from 4 exons. NCBI's taxonomy places the organism in Eukaryota, Viridiplantae, Streptophyta, Magnoliopsida, Caryophyllales, Amaranthaceae. Gene Ontology annotation, molecular function: DNA binding. Bases 799 to 1968 code for a protein of 389 amino acids.
UCCACACUCACCCCGUUUUCCUUCCUCUUCUCUUUCUCAUUUCGACAGUGUUAGCAGAAAGAGAAACUCAACAAAGGAAAAAACAUUCCUUUUUCUUCAAGUCCACAUCAAUGGCUGGUGGAUUACUUUGAGCUUACCAAACCAUUAAAAUUAAAUCAUUUUUUCUAUUUCUUACCAUCAUCAAAUUAAGAACCUUUCUCUUUAUUCUCUUGCUCGAUUUCGCCAUUUUUUCCUCUUAAAACCUUCAAAUAUUUCACCAUCAUCAUCCUUCCCCACCAAUCUAGCUUCUUUGAUAACGAUCAUUCUUCAACCCCUUCAUAUACUUCUUCAUUUUAGAUCCUGGGUUUUUCUCUAUUCAUCCAUUCAAAUAAAGGGUAGUCAUCAAAAUUUGUUCUUUAUUUUGAGAAAAAAAAAACUAGAGGAUUUUUCUUAAAAAAAUCAAUUUUUUGAGAGAUUUGUGACAAGGGAACAUAUAUUUGGUGGGAAGUACAAUUCCCUAGGUAUAGAGAAUGUUCCUUCUGAUUUAGUUUGUCUCUUUAUGCCUCUACUUUUUGUUGGGGUUUUGUACUAGUCUAUUUGGGUGGGAGAAAAAACAUUUUUUUUGUUGAAUCCCACAAUAACUAAAGUUUAUCAUCUUUCUAGAAAUCAAAAAAGUAAAAAAAAAAAAAAAAAAAAAAAAAAAAAGUCUUGCUUUGAUUAGAAGAGUAGUGAAUCAACAUUUCUUUCAGCUCAGAUCUGUGGAUCUAAGUAUCUGAGGCUAUUUACUAAAUAGAUUCAGAAUUUUAAGACGGAGAAAUAAUGAAUACAUCAACACAAGUUCCACCCGGAUUUCGAUUCCAUCCAACUGAUGAGGAACUUGUUGAUUAUUAUCUUAGACGAAAGGUUGGCUCAAGGAGGAUUGAUGUAGAUGUUAUCAAAGAGAUUGAUCUAUAUAAAAUUGAGCCUUGGGAUCUACAAGAAUUAUGCAAAUUGGGAGAUGAAGAGCAGAACGAAUAUUAUUUCUUCAGUCACAAAGAUAAGAAAUAUCCGACAGGAACAAGGACAAAUAGAGCAACGGCAGCAGGGUUUUGGAAGGCAACAGGAAGAGACAAGGCUAUAUAUUGUAAGCAUGACUUAAUUGGCAUGAGGAAGACUUUGGUGUUUUAUAAAGGGAGAGCUCCUAAUGGCCAAAAGUCUGAUUGGAUUAUGCAUGAGUAUAGACUUGAAACCGAUGAAAAUGGACCUUCUCAGGAAGAAGGUUGGGUGGUUUGUAGAGUGUUCAAAAAGAGAACUGCUACAACCAUGAGAAGAAUGAAUGAUCAUGAAUCACCAUACUGGUAUGAUGAUCAAGUUUCAUUGAUGUCUGAUUUGGAUUCUCCACAACAACCACCUUCACAAUCAAACAACAAUAAUACAAUCAUCAAUUACUCUUCCUACACUUACAAGAAAGAACUCAAUCAUCAUCAUAUUAAUCAUAAUAAUCACAGUCAUAGUCAUAACCAUGGUCAUCGUCUGCCUUUUCAAAUUCCUCAAGAACAAGCACAUCUUAUGCAAUACCCUCUCUUUGAAAACUCCAAAAUGCUUCUUGGGCCUUCAUCUCAUGGUAAUAGUAAUAGUGCUCUAGUUCAUUAUAAUUUAGACAUGAAUCUUCACUCAAGUUUGGAUGUUAAUGUGCAACAUAUUGACAACAACAAUCACAAUAAUGCUUCAACGUUAUUGAUUGAAAAUAACAAUGGUGAUGAACAAGAUGUUUUGGAUCAAGUAACGGAUUGGAGGGUUCUUGAUAAGUUUGUUGCUUCACAACUUAGCCAAGAAGAUGUUGCCAAAUGUGGAAACGAUAACAACAACAAUAACAACAACAACAAAUAUUCGUCGAGUGAUCAGAUAUUUCAUUGUACACCGAUAUCUGAUCACUCGAUUAAGGAGGAUUCAUUGCAAGAUAAAGCGUCUACACCUACCUCAACGAGCGAAAUCGAUGUAUGGAAGUGAAGGAGAUAAUUACAAAUUAUACAAAAAUGAAGUAAGAGAAGAAAAAAAUUAGGGCUCAGUUUAUGUACAUAGCAAGACUUAUGGAAAAAAAUUAUGAGUUAUUUACUGAGCUUCUAAUAUCAAUAUUAUCAUCCAUUAUGUGAUGUUUAAGCUGCUUAAAUUGGUUUUAAAAUGUAUUAUAUAUAUGAAUACUUGAGAAGAAUUAAUAUUCUAAUAUAAAUUUUAAUGAUAUUCGAAGUUGAUGAUUUUUCCAUCAACCAUUUUAUGUGCUUUUUUUGAUGUAUUUUUUGAUUGGGUUGUUAAGUUUUAUUUUAUUGUUGUUUACAUAACAAAAAGCAAAAAAAAAAUGAGGAUGAAAAUGAAUAUGUGACCCUUUUGCAAAACUAAUGUCUUACAAUAAAAAAAAUGGACCAUGUAUUUUGAGAUUUUGACGUCAAAUUUAAGGCUUUGAUAUGAUUAUUUGAUAUUAUAUUAUUAUUAUUGAGAUGAUAAACAUUGCGUGAUUAAGGUAAGUUUUAAAAAUCAAUUAAUAAAAAAAUCUGAAUUUAAAUUAAGUCUUCAUCACUACCCUUGCUUUACAUAUAGUACAGUUGAUGACUAGUUUGAUGAUAGCUCGUGAAAAAAAAUCCUUAAAAGUAGAUCAGAAACCUAAUAGUAAAGCAAUCAUCAUUAUAAAGAGUUAUAUUAUUUGUGAC